Molecule: messenger RNA, 357 nt
Organism: Mercenaria mercenaria
Lineage: Eukaryota; Metazoa; Mollusca; Bivalvia; Venerida; Veneridae
Exons: 3
Coding region: 1-357 (118 amino acids)
Source: RefSeq, a predicted model, not a curated record
AUGGGAUCAGUAGGAGUAGCAGCAGCAGUAGAAGCAAAUCUAGAAGAUGUAGCAUUAGUAGUAGGAGAAGAAAGUAGCAGUAGUAGUAGUCGUAGCAGUAGUAGUAAUAGUAGUCGUAGUAGUAGUAGCAGUAGUAGUAGUCGUAGCCGUAGCAGUAGUAGUAAUAGUAGUCGUAGUAGUAGUAGCAGUAGUAGUAGUCGUAGUAGUAGUAGCAGUAGUAGUAGUCGUAGUCGUAGCAGUAGUAGUAAUAGUAGUCGUAGUAGUAGUAGCAGUAGUAGUAGUCGGAGUAGUAGUAGUAGUAGUAGUAGUAGUAGUAGUAGCAGUAGUAGUAGUAGUAGUAGCAGUAGUAGUCGGUAG